CUGCAAACAAGACACACCCAGGACUUGAGCUGGCAACGCGUCCUGGUAAGCGCAAGAGGUCGGCUUGUUGUGGGAGGCGCAUAGACUGCGUAUAGGGCAUUUCUUCUUUUCCUCUAUUCUCUUAUUUCCCCCGAUACAAGAGGGACACAUUCAAGCACAAGCGCCGAUAGCCGCACUUGAACUCUGUGUCGCCUGCAAAACGCGUCCCUGGCUAGCGCGUCUAUGCAGUGAAGUCGAGGCGUCAGAGUAGUAACGAAGGGUGCUCUCUUCAUACUUCUGUCUUCCAUGGCACAAGAAGGCAGCGAUGUCGCAAAGCCGAGACUCUCGUUUGCUAGCUUCUUUAGCGGUACACCCGCUACAGAGCUUGACUUGCCCGUCGCGAAGAGCGAGACAGUCUCGUCGCCUAAACGGGCCGUGUCGCCUUCCACUAACGGACAUACUGCGAAGCAAACAACCGCCUCCGUCCGGCAUAUCGAGGGCGUGACCAAACAACAGCGCGCAUCUCCCGCUGCUUCGUCUACACAACCGUCGCCCAGUGCCACACCCAAGGCGAGAAUACGGAAAGGCAAUUUCAAAUGUCUUUAUGACCCAGAGUUAGAUAAGAAGGCCGCAAAAGGCACAAAAGCAAAACUACGCUACGAUGGAGGUGAUGAAGCGACGCCAACAGAUCCACGGGCAUCGCGCGAAUACUGCUACAAAAAGACGCUCGGCAAGCGUAAACUGCGACAUGAACUCGUCCGGCUACAUUGGUCACACGACCCAGUCCACUCCAUCGGACCCGUACCACCUACCGCUAUUCUCAUCUCUGGCUUAUCUCUGCUCACCACCUCCAACGAUAUUUCUCAACAAUUUCGUGGCUUUGGCGAGAUUGGCGAGGUGCAGUUCCAAGUGGACCCAUAUACAGGCGCAGCGCUGGGUUUAUGUCGGAUAUGUUAUCGUAAACCAAGAUCCAGUACAGGCACGGCACCUGAAGCGGCAGCGCAAAAGGCACUCGAUACCAUGCAACAAGUGAAAAUGGGUGGACAACUCAUUUCUGUUGCCUUUGAUCAGGAUGGAUCGUUAUGCGAGCGUGAAAAGGAAACCGCCCUCAAAGCUCGCGAAGCGGCCAAACUCGAAGCAGAGGCUGCAGCAGCGAAACGUGAACGUGCUGCGAAACAGGCAGAGCGCGAUGUGACGGCUGCUGUACCGCGUGGGCCUAAAGCAUUGGUGGUGGCAGAGCAAGAGGCACUUGCAAGAGAAAAGGUAAUUGCGGAUGCAGCGACUGCCGCGGCUUCAGCAGCGGCGGCAGCGGCCACGGCAGCAGAACUUGAACGAACAAAGCAGGAGGAACGUGAAAGGGAGCGCGAACACGAACGCGAGCGUGAACGAGAUCGCGACAGACUUCGGGAUAGAGAACGAGAGCGAGAGCGCGACAGGGAUCGUGACAGAGACUAUCGUUCUCGUCGGGACCGGUCGCGAGACUACGACAGUGGCAGACGAGACCGAUCACGGACGAGAUCGCGUGACAGACGAAGGGAUCGGGACGACAGGUACAGUCGUGGGAGUCGGCGUCGCACACCGUCCAGAGAACGCUCGCGGGAACGUACACGUCGUCCAUCGCCAGCACACUCCUCCAGUCGAGCAUCCGAUACAACACGCCGCAUCGAUGGCUUGGCAUAUCUCUACAUCUCUGGCGCCGACAUUCCGCUCCAUCGCGUCUCACCCAAGGAUCUCCAGAUUCACUUUUCCGGUAGGAAGCACAAGGAAAUCUUUUCAGAUGCCCGUGGGUUUUACAUUACCUUUCGAGAUGAAGCGCAUGCCGAAUCUUGCUUGCGUGCCAUGAAUCGCUCUUCCUUUCUUGGCUACAGACUGCACAUGGAUCUACAUCGUGCGCGACGAAGUGAGCGAAUAAAUGGAAACGUGGACAAGCCGUUGAAAAUGGGUGGCUUUAAGCGGUCCUUUCAACCCGCUGAUCCGGUGGCCAUGAUGACUGACAAGAUCAUCAAGGAGCUACAAGAAGUCUUUAUGCGCGAUUUGAAGAGUCGUAUUGCUGGGCCGGCGUUGCUUGAAUUUCUCAGUCCAGCACGUCUUGCAGCGCUCGUUGGCCGAAAUCAACCACAGACAAUCAAGGUUGACCCGACCAAACCACCCUGGCAGCAACAAGUGCCCUCCCCUGUCAAAGCUGAAGUGGUACCGUCGCUCGACUUGCCCGUUGCAAAAGAAGUCAAAUCGCUGGCAGAUGUCUUGUCUCAUAUUCCACGUUUCAAGAAGAAGGGUAUCGUAUCGCAGGCUAAGGAUAUUGGUCGAAUGCGUUUGCCAGAGAAGAAACCAAGUCAUCGACAAAGUCAAGGACAUCGUCGUUUAGAGCAUCGCCACACAUUGAGCGACUCGGCUGCAUCGAGCUCUGAAGGUGAGUCAGACGAGGAUGACGAUGAGGAGAAGAGCAACCGACCUUCCUCUGUUGCGCCGAGUUCUGCAGAUGUCACUGAUGGUGAUCGUACGCCUUUGCGCACCAUUGGCACGGUCAAGGGUAAAGCGACUCGUCGACCGGCACGGACGCUGCUUGCAGCUGAUACAGACGAAGAAGAAAUCAAGAUUGAGGCACUGCCGACGUCUGAUGUGGUGAUGCAGGACCGCGCAAUGGUUGAUUUCACAAGCAGCGAGGAAGAAGAGGAUGAGGUAGCCAAGACAACUACAAAGCUGCCUGAUGCAACUAAAGACAAGGACGCGCUGGAAAGUGAUGUCGAGCCACAGCAGACCAUUGUCGCCGCCAAGAAGAAGUCGAAGAAGAAGAAGGUCCCUGAUAUUGUUCAAGAAGAGAUUGUUGAAGAGGAGGAAGAGGCCUCGAGCGAGGACGAAGCACACACGGAUCGCCAUACUCUCGUUGGAGAGGAAGAUGAGGUUGUUUUGGACAUCGAUGGGAUUCAGUCGCUUGUUCAAGACGACGAAGACUUUGGCCUUCUUCGCCAGCUCUUGGAAGAUGUCUUGCCGGCUCAAGAAAUCAUGGAUGUUGGGUUGUGGGCCUGGCAACAAAAAGAAUUGAAGGCUGCGCAUGCAGAUGGCGUCAAGGGCGUCACAAAGCAACCCAAGGAUACGCCUGGCUACCACUACACGCAUGCAACAGGCAGUGCACGGACGGAAGGCUACUACGCCAUUCCUGAUGUUGAAAAGUCCUUUUACUUGCCAAAUCGCAACCGUGCGCUUGCAACAGAGCCCGGUAUGGCUGCAGCAUCAAGCAGUCGCAUGAAUCGUGCGAACAAUAGGCGGCAGGCUGCUGGCAUUGAAUUGCAGCGGCAGACAUUGGACACACAAACUGAUUUGCUCCGCUUCAAUGCACUCAAGUCGCGAAAGAAGCAUCUCAAGUUCUCGCGUUCUGCGAUUCACGACUGGGGCCUGUAUGCGCUUGAGGCCAUUGAGCGCGGAGACAUGGUGAUUGAGUAUGUGGGCGAGAUUAUCCGACAGCAGAUUGCCAACUUUCGCGAGAAGCGGUAUGAGCGGCAAGGAAUUGGUUCGUCUUACUUGUUCAGGAUUGAUGAGGAUCUGGUGAUUGAUGCGACCAAGUGCGGCAACAUUGCACGCUUCAUCAACCAUUCGUGCGAUCCUUCGUGUACGGCCAAGAUUAUCUCUGUGUAUGGGCAGAAGAAGAUUGUCAUCUAUGCGCAACGCGACAUUGGUGUGGGUGAGGAGAUCACGUACGACUACAAGUUCCCGCUGGAGGAUGUCAAGAUUCCGUGUCUGUGUGGUGCUGCGACGUGCCGCAAGUUCCUGAACUAGGCUCUUGUGGUGUAUGGCUUGUUCUUGGGUGUCUGUAUUGUAGAUAGCAAGGGGUCUCUCUACUGUC
Messenger RNA from Protomyces lactucae-debilis, 3820 nucleotides. RefSeq lists its product as uncharacterized. Gene Ontology annotation, cellular component: Set1C/COMPASS complex. The record is from RefSeq and is a predicted model, not a curated record. Bases 286 to 3753 code for a protein of 1155 amino acids. NCBI's taxonomy places the organism in Eukaryota, Fungi, Ascomycota, Taphrinomycetes, Taphrinales, Protomycetaceae. Gene Ontology annotation, molecular function: protein binding; histone H3K4 methyltransferase activity; RNA binding. The transcript has 2 exons.